AUGUCUACUUUGUUUGUUACUGUGAUUAGACACUAUGAUGUUAACAAGGACUGUGUAGAUUAUGUAAAAAGCACCGAAAAAAUAUUAUAUGAUAUAGAUAACUGCGAGUAUAGAAAUAGUGUUAAAGCUGAUCUCAACCAUAAACGUAUUGUUUUAAUACCUAACGAAACUGGCGGCAGAGUCCAUCUAGUUUCAAUUCCCUUUGUUUUUCUCUUAGGUUUGGUUUGGGAUCAAAGUUAUUCGCCCUUUAAUAUCAACAUUCUGGACAAAGCUGGAAGGACUGCUUGCUUAGAGACAGCCGGUCGGAAUAACAAGUCUUCAGAUAGUUACUUUAUCUCUAAUAAAUCAGAAAUUUUACGUGAGCCUCACACAUUGAGAUGGACCGCUGGCGUCACGCUGGCUUCAAAAUCAAGCCAUACCGAUUCUAUUCGUAAGGAGGUUCUGUUCAUUCUUAAUAAGCUUACUGCUGAAAAUUUCGAACAACAGGGUGAUAAACUUCUUAGCUUAGAUAUCACUUCAGCUUCCCUUCAUGUCAUUGCUCAAUUAAUUUAUCAAAAAGCCAUCAAUGAACCAAAAUUUACCUCUUUGUACGCCCAAUUGUGUUUAAAAUUAUGCAGUAGUGUCCCUAAUUUUGAGUCAGGGGGUUCUCAAUCGGUAAAAAAUUAA
Molecule: messenger RNA, 666 nt
Organism: Schistosoma spindalis
Lineage: Eukaryota; Metazoa; Platyhelminthes; Trematoda; Strigeidida; Schistosomatidae
Source: the annotation of a GenBank genome assembly